GGUUCAUAAUCAUUUUCUCAUUCUUUUCUUUUCUUUACAUCCUUUUCCCUUUUUUUUUUUUAUAUCUAAACAUUCAUAGGUAAUACGAUCGCAUCCAUCAUUCUAUCUAACGUUAUCCACUCUUUAUUUUAUCGAAAAGGAUGGAUGAUUCCUUAAAAAGUCGAUUUUCAGCUAACUUUUUUUUGAUUGUCUUCAUCUUAUUCUAUAGUCAUGGCUGAGAUUCCUACUUUCAAAUUAGUGCUUGUCGGUGAUGGUGGUACCGGUAAAACUACUUUUGUCAAGCGUCACUUGACUGGUGAAUUCGAAAAGAAAUAUAUUGCUACUCUUGGUGUAGAAGUCCACCCUCUUACUUUCCACACUAACUUUGGUGACAUUAUCUUCAACACUUGGGAUACUGCUGGUCAAGAAAAAUUCGGUGGUCUCCGUGAUGGUUAUUAUAUCCAAGGUCAAUGUGCCAUCAUUAUGUUCGAUGUUACCUCUAGAAUUACUUACAAGAAUGUCCCUAACUGGCAUCGUGAUCUUGUCCGUGUUUGCGAAAACAUCCCUAUUGUUCUUUGCGGUAAUAAGGUCGAUAUCAAGGAACGUAAAGUGAAGGCUAAGACCAUUACUUUCCACCGAAAGAAGAACUUGCAAUACUAUGACAUCUCCGCCAAGUCCAAUUACAACUUUGAAAAGCCUUUCUUGUGGUUGGCUCGCAAGUUGGUUGGUAAUGCUAACUUGGAAUUCGUUGCUGCUCCUGCUUUGGCCCCUCCUGAAGUUCAAGUUGAUGCUAACUUGAUGCAACAAUAUAACCAAGAAAUCACUGAAGCUGCUAAUCAACCUCUCCCUGAAGAAGAUGAUGAUUUGUAAAGAAAUUCCAUUGGUCCCUUAUUGUCACCCUAUCUUCUUUUUAUUUUUUUUUUUGUCAUCUUACCACAAAUCACAUCCCUCUCCUUUUUCCUUUUUUUUUUUCUUUUUAUCAGAAAAUGAUAUUCUUCCCUCAUAAUAAAAGACAUUGAUCUCCCACUUUCCCCUCUUUUUUUUUUUCUUUUUCUUUUUUAUUUUUACAUAUAUAUAUAUUCAUUAUCUUUUUCUGAACCAUACAUGACACUUUGAUAUACAUUUGCCCUCCUUUUUUUUUUUUGUUAAAUAAAGUAUUCUUUUUUUAUUUUAC
Halteromyces radiatus is the source of this 1153-nucleotide messenger RNA. Its product is annotated as GTP-binding nuclear protein GSP1/Ran. Gene Ontology annotation, molecular function: GTP binding; GTPase activity. The transcript has 6 exons. Gene Ontology annotation, cellular component: cytoplasm; nucleus. Lineage: Eukaryota; Fungi; Mucoromycota; Mucoromycetes; Mucorales; Cunninghamellaceae. The record is from RefSeq and is a predicted model, not a curated record. Gene Ontology annotation, biological process: ribosomal subunit export from nucleus; protein import into nucleus. The coding region runs from base 211 to 849 and encodes 212 amino acids.